AGGGCACAGAAAAGCCACACAGACAAAAGUUUAUUAGUGUUUCGUUCUUAUUUGAUGGAAUAAGACGGAUUUAAGAAGCGUUUGAGAUGUGUACCCAGACCAGCUGACCAUGUAUUCGCUAAGGAAGUGGCUGUAUAAGCCGAAGAAGUCUGAUUCUUCGCUGCUGGCCCAGUUCUAUUAUGCAGACGAGGAACUCAACAUGGUCGCCACAGAACUGGACAGUUUUGAUGGCAGAAAGGAUCCAGAACGGUGUGCCACGCUGGUCAACCAGCUACGUGUUUGUCAAGACAAAGUGCUCACUCAUAUACAGAAAAUCAUGGACCAGGCCAUCGAUGUUCAACGAGCUAAUCGGGACUUCCGUGUCAAAUUCCCUGACGAUGUUUUACAGGAGAGUUUAGGGGGUCAGCUGUGGUUUGGUGCUGAGUGCCUUGCUGCUGGGUCCAGCAUCAUGAACCGGGAGGUGGAGAGUGCUAGCAUGAGGCCACUGGCCAGAGCCUUGACCAAGAACCUGGACAGUCUGAGGGCCAUAUUGCGAGAUCAGUGCUUAAGGAACAUCAACUGUUACACUGAUCGGAUUAAAGAGGCCCUGGUAAUAUUUGAUAAAUUGUUUGCUGAAUUUGAAUUAAGUUAUGUCAGUGCUAUGGUGCCCGUGAAGACAAUGAGAGAGUACGACCUCUUACAGGAGGUCAUUGUCCUUUUUUCCGAGACAGUUCAGAGGUCUCUGGAUCUUCGUCUACUGACCCAGGACAUGAUAGAUGAUUAUGACCCGGCCUUGAUGUUCACAAUCCCUCGUCUGGCCAUUGUCUGUGGCCUCCUUAUUUACCCCGAGGGUCCUCUGAACCCAGACAAUGACCCACUCAACAUGCCAGAGAUGUUCAGACCUUUCCAGAUCCUGCUCUACAAAAUCAGAGAACUACUGUACACCUUGAGUACAGAAGAACUAUUCACAUUGGAGAAGGCUUUGUGUAGCCAGGAGGAACCUGCAGAAACGAAAUCCCUGCGAGAGACCUCUCGAUCGGACUUUCACCAACAGAACGGUGACCUGCAUGCAGAGGGAGGCCACUCUUCUGCCUGUCUGUGUGGGGAGGAAGCUGUGGGUAAUGAGAUGCGGGUGUCUUUGGAUGGUCCCAUCAUCGUGCACACCCCUAACUCUGGGAGCCCUGUCACCCCCGUGAAGGACGAUGAACCUUUCAGCCUGGGUCAGAUGAGCCAGUCUCCAUCCUUAGUAACCAUUGUGGUUCAGACUCACUCGUUGAGUGAAAAGGAGACGGAACGGCUGGAGGAGAUGAUGGACCAGGCCCUACCCACCUGUAUGAACCACCAAGACAGCAGCGACUCGGGCAUGCACAGCGAAAACACCAGCCUUUCUGAAAACGCCACUGAGUCCAUUCCAGAUUUGCCCCACCAUCAGCCACCACAAGAGGGAGACGACUCUGUGUUUGUGGAGACUGUUUCUGCUUCAUCUUCAAACCAAAGCAGCUUCUGUGAUAGAAAUGGUGCAAUGGAGACUGACCGUGCGUCGGGGGUCAGCUCUGUUAACGGGUGUGCUGCUGGUGGCAGCCCUAAACGCAGAGAAAGACGAACAGAGAGUAACCCUGAAGACAAUACCUCUCCCUGUGCAUGUAGAUGUUCCCUCAGUGAAAUAGCUGAAGGGCAGGGAGAAGACAGUGCAGCCAGUCUGGAGAAAAUUCACUCAGAUCUUCUGUCAAGCUCAAGACAGAGAGCCCUUGACUCUGAAAUUCCUGAAAUAUCUGUGUGUGGUGCCUCAUCAGAGAACAGUGAAUUGGACAGUGCUAGCAGUGGGACUGCGUCUGACAGUGGAACGCUCGUUCAUCAUGCAGAUGAAAUCUCGUUUUGUCCCGAGGGUGAGAGUUCCCAGCAUGUGGACAAUUCCCAGCAUGGAAAUGGGACAGUAGGAUCUGCUGAAACCAUGUCAAAGCGAGAACUGGAAAUGGACCCAUCACAUUUCUCUCACAAAGCCAAAACCAGUGGAAUGAACCAAUAUUCAGAUCAGCUUCAGUCACGUGACCCAAAAACUGAUGGCUCUAGAUUAGUUAGUUCAAAUAUCCGUUCACAGAAACAGGCUGGUCGGUCUUCCACAUCUUCAUUUGACAGACUCAAGGGAGGUAAGUCAGGGUCAUCACUUCAGGAUAGAGAAGAGCAGAUGUCUGGAGAGUAUUUGGAGGUUCCACGACUGCAGUCCCUGCGUUACGCAUCAGACAGCAUCAGCUCCACUUGUUCAAGUUGUCGUACAGGGUCAACGGUUAGCAGCGAGUGCGAGUGGGAUAGAGAGAGCAGUUGUGCCAGUAGUGAGACUAGUUCGUACAACUCCGAGUGUCAUGACGAUGAAGAGAUCGCCCUGGCCAUUCAGGCGGCUGACCUUGCCUCUCGUAAUGAGGCAAGGUCUCGGUUCCGCAGCAGCAGUGACCUCAUUCACAGGCUCUUUGUUUGUAUAUCUGGUGUUGCUGAUCAGCUUCAGACAAAUUACGCCAGUGAUCUGAGGAAUAUACUCAAAUCUGUGUUUGACCUGAACUGCUCUGAACCUCUCAUACUAGCAGAUGACCUUGUGGCUGCUGGUGGCCAACAUUCAAGAUCAUUUGUUCCUCAGACAUCCACAUCUGGGCCAUCAGGACCCAGCCGGGAUCAAGGUCACAACUCUGAUAGAAGACUACGGUCAAGGUCCUUAGAUGAGCCUCCCCUGUGGGUGCCAGACGAAGACUCACCCUGCUGCUCAUCAUGUAAGAUCCCCUUCACCAUCGUACGAAGGCGACAUCACUGUAGAAACUGUGGAAAGAUCUACUGUUCUCGCUGCUCUCCCAACUCAGUCCCGCUGCCUCAUUUUGGCCAUGCGAAGCCCGUCCGGGUGUGUAACCACUGCUUCAUGUUCCAGGUCACGCCGUUUACCAUGGCAGAGUGAAUAGACUUCUCUGAGGUAUUCACCAGGGCACAUUGAAUAGACUUCUCAAAGUGAAUUGAUUUUUCACUUGUUUUGCAUUUGCUACCACAUUCUGAACUAGCUGAUGAUUGCAAAUGACGCUAUAUCUGCAGCAGUAACACAUACAGAUUAUUUUCUGGGUCAUCUUCUAUUGUGUAAUGCCUGGAAGGUCAAUGAACAAUUGUCAAGGAGAUGAAUGAAUGUCAUCAAUUUUGUGAUUAUUGCAUUGCUAGAAUCACUGGUCUAGGAUUUGAAUUGGACACACUGUACCAUUAAUGUGUGAAUAGGGAACAAAUUACCAGAAUCCUACGACAUAUGUAGUCUUUCAUGGGCUUUUUGCAUUUGUGGCAGCUAUUUGCUACAGUGGUGCCAUACUUUAGCAGAAAACCCGAAAAUGCCAACCAAUACUUUUACAUACUGGACAUGUGAUAAGAAUGUAAUUGUUUUGUUUUAAUUUUAUUAUUAUUAUUAUUUGAGAGAGAGGGGAAUUCAUGAUUUUUUUUCUUUUGAUGCAUUAUUUCAGAUCUGUGUCAUUCCACAAACUGCAAGUGUACUUUUGUAUGAUUUAACUGUUGAAGUCAGGUUCUAAGCUAAGUGACAGAAAACAAUGUUUACAACUGUGACGAUUUUACAGUUUUUUUACGCCCAUGUAUUUUGUCAUUGUUUUUCUGUCCUGAUGUCAUUCAUUAAUAGUUACCAUUGUCCUUGACAGUUCAGUUUUGUGGAAGCUGCAUCAAUUGGUCUAAACUGAAUACUGUCAGAGUACCCUAUUCUGCUGUUCUCUAGUAUUGCUGAUCAACGUCCACUGGCCUCAAGCUGUAAAUUGGACAUCUGUGCUCAACCCCCAAGGGGCAUGUGUUACUCGAAUAAUCAUUUCGCGAUGACUGAUGCUUUGAACAACCCUACGUAGUGCUACGUGCACAUUAUUUGAUGUACACAAUCUAAACAUACCUUUUACCUGUUCAGUUUAGAUUUUAUUAUAAGUACAGUUCUCUGUAUUUCGUUUUGCUAGUUUAAUUUCACAGCAGUAUUCUGAAAUCAUUCUGCACUUGUUUGUAACCGUACUCUCUUGUUUGUCAUCUUCUCAAGCGAACAUUUAUACUGGAACAACGACAAGUGGCCUUGGUUUGCAGGUGUUAGGAAAAUAUAGUAUCACUCCCAGUGUUGUUGCUUACUACAUUAUGAUAUAGGAAACUGAUGUAAACUACUUAGAAUUUCUCAUCAAGUGAAUUAUAUUUCAUUGAACCUCAUUUUUUAUACAUUCAAUUGUGCAUGUAUAUCGAGGCGUCCAGUUUUCAGUGAAUUUGAUGUGACAUUUUACUGUAUUCUGAUGUGACAUUUUAUUGUGUUCUGAUGUGAUAUUUUAAGGACUCCUUCCUAUUGUGUUUCUUUGAUCAAAUUUAUGUUUGCAGAGAAAAUAAAACUGAUUAUACAGGUUUUGACCGUUAAAGUAAAUGCCAGAUUGUGUAAAACUCUCCUCCCUGUAGUCAUUGUAGACAUUCUGCGAGCAGUCACCACAGGUAAUCAGUCUAGAUGUGUAUAAUAUAUAUUCCUAUUUAGACACUCACUUCAUAGCUUAUAUUCUAAUGGUCACAACAUAAGCAGUACACGUAUUCUGAUCAUCUUUACAGUGCAAGGAGUUCAAAUCAGCAGAUGUAUAACUUUUUGGGAAAGAGAAAUGUGAUAUCUAUCCAUCAGUGGGUUGAAGUUUAACUUACACUUUGAACCAAACUAUCUGAACUAGUAUCCUUACCUGGGUUGUAUUAUGCUGUACAUCCAGAAGCUCUUUUGUGUCAUGGUUAGAAACAUACAUGGAUUAAUUCUUGUUAUUUUAGUAAGUGGCUAUUUCCUACUGUUCUCUACAAUAUGCCAUCAUUUCAGUUGAUUUGCAUUUGAUGGUGUGUAUAUGGUUGUGUUAUAGUGCACUUGAAUCAAUCAAUCACCCACAAUUCCCUUGGAAACUGGCGAAAUAAUGUUGAAUUUCAAAAUAAAUCUGAAUUUUUAAACAUGACUUUUUAUUUUAAAUAUCUGUUUUAUCAUUUUGCCAUUGUGAAUAACAUGCAUUUUACUUUUGAAAUCAUUUGUGUAUGGCCUUCACAUUGCCUUAAUUUUUAGAUUUAAUGAAAUAAUUUUAUCAUGGAUUGAUAAUGUGUUUCAUUGUAAUGAUAUGUAUGUAGUCUUGUUAACAGAGCGUCAAUCUCGUAGCUUCACACCACAUCGUGAGCACAAAAUGUGGUCACUCAGUCAUGUAUUUUGCUCUUUAUUGCUGAAAUUUAUGGAUGUAGGACUACUUUUAUAUCCAUCAAGACAACCCUAUUCUGCAUAAAUAUCAGCAGAUAAAGGAUCAACCAGAUUUGCAUUAAGUCACCCAUCCCAGUGUGUGUUUUAACAUCCAGAUCAUAUGUGCUAUGAAUAUAGUGGUAUUACCCAUUGUAAUUUUACAGUGACAGGUCAGAUAUGUGAAAUAAAUAUAUUGCUGUAGAAUCAGCUAUUUACAAACUCUUGGAAUCCUGUGUUUAUUCAUUGAUACAUCAGUAAUGAAGGGUUAAAGUCUCAAAAGCUUUCACGUGACAAUCUGUAUGCCAUUUGACCCAUUUUAUUGGUUGACACACUUUGUGGGUAUUAUUGAGGCCAAAAAAAACCACCACUGAAAUGAAGCUUAUAUUAGGUGAAAGACCAUUAAAGA
This is a messenger RNA of Liolophura sinensis, 5621 nucleotides long. RefSeq names its product lateral signaling target protein 2 homolog. The transcript has 12 exons. NCBI's taxonomy places the organism in Eukaryota, Metazoa, Mollusca, Polyplacophora, Chitonida, Chitonidae. Gene Ontology annotation, molecular function: metal ion binding. The record is from RefSeq and is a predicted model, not a curated record. Gene Ontology annotation, cellular component: early endosome membrane. The coding region runs from base 110 to 2917 and encodes 935 amino acids.